This is a messenger RNA of Homarus americanus (American lobster), 4719 nucleotides long. RefSeq lists its product as uncharacterized. The transcript is spliced from 5 exons. The record is from RefSeq and is a predicted model, not a curated record. Bases 630 to 3398 code for a protein of 922 amino acids. Lineage: Eukaryota; Metazoa; Arthropoda; Malacostraca; Decapoda; Nephropidae.
AUGUCCGUCCACGCGUCAACUCAUCAGUAUGCUAUACAGUACUGCAUUCUUGUAAAACUCAAGAAAUUGAUGUAGUCAGCGCUGAGGAUUUAACCCUACUUUUGUUCAUACAAGAGACAUCCUGGAUUGAUAUACUGAGUUACGGGUGUUAACGUGAAUCAAAAGAUGUCAGGAGAAUCUCGUCUAAUCAAUCAGAUCAAGAUGACCGGCGAGGGGUUAUGUAGACACAUCGAUAGUUUGAACAUCAGAAAUUAAAACAACUCACUCUUCUUAUGGGAGAUACAUAACAUCAUCCUUGUAAUCCAUAUAACCAAGAGUAAAACAAUAGAUUGUAAUGAAGUGUGAUGUGCAAUAUUUAUUCCCACGAUAUUUCUGAAAGAGUUCUCCAACCUUCGGGACAGCUAGGCGUCUCGGCUGCCCUCUAGGGAUCACAACCUACACUACGUUAGUAAACAAUGAUUGCCAUUAUAAAAGCUCGUUAUAUGCAAUAAUUAUCAACAGUGGUUACGAUGACACCUCACCCAAAUGCAACUAAAGACUAAGAAUCAACAAAGGUGAAUUAAUGAGUGGCUUUGGUAUCGGGAGUGUGGAAGAGUGUGCAGCUGUGCCCUGAUAGACUUGUGGUUAAGAUGAAUGAUCCUUUACAUGAUCCUCUGGCUGAAGAUCCCUUGGGGGACCAACCAGAAUUUGAGGUCAAAGAAGAACCAUUUGAAUUUUUUGAUGAUUCUAUAUGCUGGGUAUCAGAAGGUGUUACAAUCAUUGAAAAUGGAGAAGAAUAUGAAGAUAAGAGUAAAGGGGAAAAAAUGCCAGAUUUGGAAUGUAUCGGUGGUCCCUCCAAACCCACCCCUGACACAGAGUCUGACACAACUAAUAUUGUCAAGUGUUCUGAUCAAGCUGAGGAAAAUUGCUCAUAUAAUGGAAAGAACUUGCCAGCAAAAACUGCAACCCUCCUUAAAACCCAGAAGAUGAAGAACUGCUCUGUAACCCUGAAAGACAUAAAGACGGUAAUCACAAACAGCUCAAGCAUAAAGGUAUUAACAACCACACCAAUCAUGAAGAUAAUGACAGAGAAACCAAGCAAGAAGGUAAUCACAGAGAAGCCAAGCCUGAAGGUAACUACAGAAAAGUCAAGCCUGAAGGUAACUACAGAGAAGCCAAGCCUGAAGGUAACUACAGAGAAGUCAAACAUGAAGGUAAGCACAGAAAAGCCAAGCAUAAAGGUAAGCACAGAGAAGCUAGGCGUAAAGGUAAGCACAGAGAAGCCAAGCAUAAAAGUAAACAUGGAGAGGCCAAGCACAAAGGUAAGCACAGAGAGGCCAAACAUAAAGGAAAAAGUGGGUAACAUUAAUUGUCAAGUGAAGAAAGAAACAAAAAUACCGUUCAGGAAACAGAUAACAUCCUUCUUGAAGAGAGAUAAUGAGGCAAGACUUAAACGGGAGCUGGAGCGUCAGUUAAGUAAUUACAGAGCAAACAUCAAGAGAAUGCAGAAGAUUUUGGAUGAGGAAAAAGCAAAGAUGACUAAAGUACAGAAUUCUCUGGUAAACUUAAGGAGAAGACUGAGAAGACGUGAACUAAAGAUGAUGAGUAGUAUGAGAAUUAAAGAGACUGGAUUUAUAGCAAUGAAGGUGGAUAUAGAGACUAAAUCAAAUAAAGUGGAGAGGGAAGUAGAGGUGAAAAAUACAAUAAAAUUAGAAGAUUUUGAGAAUAAGAAAAGGAAAAGAAUUGAUAAAAUAAAAGUAAUGAAGAGGAAGAAGUUCAAUAAACUGCUGAAAUUUGAUGAGGUAACAGUAAAGGAGGAGGAAGUUGUUCAAGAAGAAGAAAGAGGAUUAGAAAUUAAAAAAACAAAUAAAAAGGGGGUUGUACAAGAAAAGAAAAAAGAACAAAAUGAACAAGCAAAUGAGAAAAAGCAAAAAAAGAAGUUGGAGGAGGCAAAAGGAGGAAAAAGGGAUGGUGAGCCGAAGAAAGUUGAAGUUGGGAUCAAAACAGAAGUGGAAGAAAAGAAUGUAAAACCAGAAAUUCAAAUAGCAACCUCCCAUAUGCUGUGGAAUGUAUUAAGUCGCAACAAGGUUGAGCCUUAUUUGGCAAAUACUCUCAAUAACAUUGAUGAUGUCCAUUUUCCUUUACAGCCACAUGUUAAACCAAAUAUUUCUGAUGUUCCCCAAUUAGUAAAGGAGUUCGUAAUUCGGGAAGAUAUAUCAAAAUCUUGUACACCUUCAUCUGACUCAACAGAAAAAAACCCCGAGUUGCGAUAUCGUAUGCACUACCUUUUAAUCCUUCAUAAACAGUUUAUUGCAGAGCAUGGAAUGUUGUGUAACUACCAAGCAUUUGCUAAUUAUGUGCCUAGGAAUGUGGUGAAGCCUAGUCCUCGCUUCUGGAAGACUUGCACCUGCUACCCUUGCCUCAAUCCAGAACUCAAAUUUGAGAAGUUCAAUAUGCUAGGGUUACUCCAAAUGAAUGGUAUGGAAUUAGGAGACAUCUUGCAUGAUACAGAGAAGGAGAAUAGUCUUAUGGCGCAACUGCGUAUAUUGAGAGAAUCCAGAGAUAUUCUUUCAUAUGAUGCUUGGGAACGAACUUGCAGUGGCACUGUACACUCUAAACGGCGUAGUGUAAGUGAACCAGUAGGCAUUGUUGUUGCAAAAUUUUUAGAGGAACUUAGUCUUCUGAAAUCUCACAUACAAAGAACAUUUUGUCAAUUAGAAGCAGCCAAACAGGCACGAGAGAGAGCUAUGCACUCGGCUGAUGAAGUUACCUUGCACGUAGACUGUACCCCUGUACCUGUAUAUCGCCAUACUGGGUCUGAACCUGUUUCAGCAGACAUUGUUACAAUGCUAACAGUUCUGACUGGUUACCUUUGGAGUAAUGACGGUUAUCAGUCUGUGGUUGUAAUGUCUGACAGUAAAGAUUACACAACAGCUGCUGUGUGGGCAGGCUUAGAGAAAAUUUUGCUUACUUUAGUCCAAGUUGGUAAGAACAAAAUAAACAUAAUAUCUGACAGUCCAACAAACAGAUACAGAAACAAAAGUAAUUUUUACUACAUGAGUGAUUUUGCUCAUGCAUAUGGAGUUUGUUUCCGUUGGGUUUUUCUUGAGCUGAGUCACGGAAUAGGCCAUGCUGGCCUUGUGAGGUCAGACUUUGAUCAUGUUAUACGUGACCAGAUGUCCAUUAAUGUCAGUAUACCUGUCAGGUAUAGUUGUGAUGUGCUCAAAUUGGUACAGGCUCAUACCUCAUCAGUUGUCCAUAUAUACACCGAUGAAGAUGUUCAGAAAUACAAGUGUUUAUUGCCAAAACUACGUGUUGUGCAAGGAACACAAAAGUUUCAUGAAGUUAUAAUUCUCCCAGAAGACUUUUGGGUGCGGGAUGUGGUGAGUCAUGAUGCUUUCAGAAAAUUGUCAUUCUGAGGACAGUUUCCUUCAGAAUUGGAGUACAUACUCUACUGAUCCACCUGAUUUUUAUGUAUAAUUUACCAUUUAAUCUGUUGCCUUGUAAAUUGUUUCCCAGUUGACUUUAAUUAUUUAGGUAUUUGCAUCAGUAUGGUUUUAUUCUUGAACACUACUAUUCUUUAGUUUGUAUUGUUUGUGUCAUGCAGAAAGGCAGACAUUCCACUCUUAUUGUUCAUUACUCCAUGUUAUGACAGUUGUUUGUAGGUACAUACUGUAAUUUGAAUUUGCUUAUCGUUCCCUUUUAUUGAUAUCAAGUGGUGUCUUGAGUAUGGUGUAACCAGCCCAGAUGGCAUCUGUGAGUGAAAAAAUAAUCUCUCACACUUUACAACUGUUUGUAACUAGUUUAUACAAUGUGAGUCAGUUUAUUGAAUAUCUUUCAUGAACAGUUGUGCCAAAUAUUCAUACAGGUAUUAAGAAGGAAAUAUGAUUCAGUGUUAGAUCAAACUUCAAGCAGUGCUCUUUUAGUGUUAAAUUUGAUGUUUAUAAAAAAAAUUACUACUUUUAGUUCCAAUAUAUGAAUAAUUUGAAAAACCAAAUUUUCAGGGGAAUCAUUUGUUUCAAGAACAUUUUAUUUACUACCCUUACAACAGUAAUUUGCAAAAAAAAAAAUAUAUAUAUAUUUUAUUAUUUGCCUGGGUGUAGACCAGAGGUCCUUAACCCUCUUUGUUCUCAAGUUGUGGUGGAGUAUGUAAUUUUGAUUAUUUUAAGGAUUCAUAUAUUUUAUGGUACAAUGACCUAAUAUUUAUCUUAUUUUAACCAAAAAUCAAUAGGAUUUCAGGUUUGAGCCUCAGGAAUGUAAUUUGAAAGCUCACCACCAAUAAGUCAGAAUGUUUAUAAGAUUGAGUAUUAACCAGUACCAAACAGAUCAGCAUACUUGUGGAGUUUUUGCCACAUGAUAAUCAACAGAUCAUAUUUGUCAAUGCAUCAUCAUCUCUUAGUAAGUACUGUACUGUAUUAAGUACAGUAGUUCUUUAUUCUUAGGUAACAGUGACCAAAUUCCUAAUUAUUUUAAAAGAAAUUGUGAAUGCAUUAACAUAACACCUGUUUUUCAGUAGAGUUCCGUUCUGUCAGUAAAACAUUUGUGGUUUUGAUAUCGAGUUAAUAUUAUUAUUGUUUAGAUAUUUCAUUGUACAGCAAAAGUUACAAUUGCCAUAUUUUACGGCAUAUAAGACGCACAGUCAUAUAAGACACACCCCCCCAUUUUAGCAGGGAGGACGGUAUUUAGGUUAAAAACUUUUGUGUGUAUUUUCCUCCUGUAGCCAUAGUUUUUUUUAAAACA